CCUCAUAUCUCACAAAAGCUCUCUCUAACAUAUAAACAAGAGAAAGAAAAGAAAAUCGAGAUCAGGACCAGUACUCUGCUACUAAUAGACAAAUAUGGGUAGUGAACUCAAAUAUUUCGCCGUUCUAGCCAUAACAGUGGCUGCCCUCCUUCACUCCACAGCAGCAAUAGAAACCCACGUCGUUGGAGAUGAAUUCGGAUGGAUUGUUCCUCCCGGAGGUCAUUACGCUUACGAAGCCUGGGCUUCCGGGCACAAAUUCUCCGUCGGCGACAUUCUUGAGUUCAACUUCACGACUGGUGACCAGGACGUAGCCAUGGUUACAAAGGAAGCUUUCGAUAGCUGCAAUUCCACAAGCCCCAUCGAGCUUAAAACAACUGGUCCGGCCAAUUUCACAUUGGAUACGAUUGGGUCGUACUAUUUCAUUGGAACCAUGGACAAGCACUGCGAGUUGGGACAGAAGCUAGCCAUCAACGUGACUGCUCAUUCUGGAUCACCGACUCCAAGCCCUUCACCUAAACCUAGUCCUACACCAAGAGGCCCUGUGACUUACGUCGUCGGCGAUCAUUUUGGAUGGAUUGUCCCACCGGGCGGUGAACUUGCUUAUUCUGCUUGGGCUUACGGCAAGACUUUCUAUGUUGGUGACACUCUGGAGUUCAACUUCACAACCGGAGAUCAAGAUGUAGCCAUGGUCACAAAACAAGCUUACGAGAGCUGCAAUUUUAAUAAAUCCCAGAUCACAAUAUUAACAACUGGACCGGCCUAUAUCAAGCUGAAUCUCACAGGCGAGUAUUACUUCAUUGGCACCAUGGAUAAGCACUGCGAAUUGGGACAAAAGCUAGCCAUCAACGUGACUACAAAUCCUGGUGGCCCUUCAGCCUCCCCUACUCCUGCUCCUGCUCCUACUCCUAGAGGUCCAGUGACUUACAUCGUCGGCGAUCAAUUGGGUUGGUUUGUGCCCGGUAAAUAUGAUUAUUCUGCUUGGGCUAACGGCAAAACUUUUAUCGUUGGAGACACGCUAGUUUUCAACUUCAUCAACGGGACACAAGAUGUAGCUGUCGUGACCAAGGCUGUUUUUGACAACUGCACCACCAAUAGCACCCUAGCUGUUUUUAAAAAUAGUCCGGUGAACAUCAUCUUCAACACCACCGGUGAACACUACUUCACAUCCACCUACGAUCGCCACUGCGAAUUGGGACAGAAGCUAGCGAUUAACGUGACCGCCAAGAGCACAGGAACGGCCACGUCUCCCUCGAGCUCCACAACGCCUUCUUCACAUGCUCCGUCAGCUCAUUCCCCGGCCGCUUCUGCUCCAUACAACUCUGCCACCCCUUCCAACAUUAAUGGCAGUGGCUACUUCUUCACCUUCUUGCUCAUUGGAUUGGCUUUCUUCCAUUGAUUAUAUUUACUAGUUAAUCCAUGUCUUGAUAUUGUUUAUUUGUAAUCGAUCAUCGGUUCAUUACAGUACAUACCUUAUAGAUGAGAGGCUGUAUUGAGUUUAUUUGAUUUAUACAUUCCGUUUUUUAAUGUACAUAAGGAUUUCGGACAAAGCUAUUUGAUUCAUGGCUUGUCGUCCAUUAGUUGAUCCUUGUAAUAAUCAUUGUUGUACUUUCCUUUACUCAAUAUAAAUAAUUACAGCCAACCUACAUUCACGAAUA
Rosa chinensis is the source of this 1655-nucleotide messenger RNA. Its product is annotated as blue copper protein. The coding region runs from base 95 to 1396 and encodes 433 amino acids. Gene Ontology annotation, cellular component: plasma membrane. The transcript is spliced from 4 exons. Gene Ontology annotation, molecular function: electron transfer activity. Lineage: Eukaryota; Viridiplantae; Streptophyta; Magnoliopsida; Rosales; Rosaceae. The record is from RefSeq and is a predicted model, not a curated record.